This is a messenger RNA of Durio zibethinus, 1382 nucleotides long. RefSeq names its product protein trichome birefringence-like 39. Gene Ontology annotation, molecular function: O-acetyltransferase activity. The record is from RefSeq and is a predicted model, not a curated record. Gene Ontology annotation, cellular component: Golgi apparatus. NCBI's taxonomy places the organism in Eukaryota, Viridiplantae, Streptophyta, Magnoliopsida, Malvales, Malvaceae.
UUCCGUCGUUAUAUAAGCUCUGCUGGACAGACAACUUUUCCCGCACUCCUCGUGCUUUUCUCCUAACAGUUUGAGCAGGAAAAGUAACGAAACCCAAGAUAUGGGUUUAGUCUUCAGAGCCCUGCUCUUCCGGUUCGCCCUGUUUUUGUUUCUGUUUUUACACCACUCAGCAACAAAAGCUGAGGAUUUCAAUGCCAUAAAUAAUAAUGCCAAUUCCAACAGUUCCACAGCCAGAAGUUUAGCUUCUAACUGCAACUGGUUCCGAGGGAAAUGGGUAUAUGACCCUUCAUAUCCUCUCUACGACCCCACCAAAUGUCCCUUCAUAGAUGGAGAAUUCGACUGCCAAAAAUAUGGCCGACCUGAUAACAUGUAUCUCAAGUACAGAUGGCAACCCUUUUCCUGUAGCCUCCCAAGGUUCAAUGGGCUGUAUUUCUUGGAGAAAUGGAGAGGAAAGAGGAUCAUGUUCGUGGGCGACUCACUCAGCUUGAACCAAUUCCAGUCUUUAACAUGUAUGAUUCGAGCCUGGGUUCCAAAUUCCAAAAUUUCAUACAUCAAAAGAGAUGGUCUUAUUUCAGUUAUCUUUCAGGAUUACGGUGUGAAGAUAUUGCUUUACAGAACACCAUACCUAGUUGACCUAGCGAAUGAGAAGUUCGGAAGAGUGUUGAAGCUGGACUCCAUUAGGGGCGGUGAUGCAUGGAAAGGCAUGGAUAUGCUGAUCUUUAACACGUGGCAUUGGUGGACCCACACUGGAAGAACCCAACCAUUUGAUUACAUAGAGGAUGGUGGGAAAACGUUGAAAGACAUGAACCGUAUGAUUGCAUUUUACAAAGGAUUAACGACGUGGGCCAGGUGGGUCAACCGCAACGUUGAUCCUUCCAAAACCAAGGUCUUUUUCCAAGGGAUUUCUCCAACCCAUUAUGAGGGAAAGGAUUGGAACGAGCCAACAAAAUCAUGUUCUGGACAGACACAACCAUUCUUUGGCAUUCGAUACCCUGCAGGCACACCUAUGGCUUGGGUUGUUCUGGAAAAGGUCCUAAGUAGGAUUAAGAAACCAGUGUAUUUGCUCGACGUUACUGCACUCUCUCAGUAUCGGAAAGAUGCACACCCAUCAGCAUACAGCGGCACACACAGUGGCAGAGACUGUAGCCACUGGUGUCUUCCAGGUUUGCCAGAUACUUGGAACCAGCUCUUAUAUGCAGCUCUUUUUAGUUGAAGCAAUGGAAGCUUAGGAGAAAAUUAGCUCUAGGCAGCUAAAAUUUGAAUGAAAACCAUUUGUUUUCUACCCUAACAAAUUAUCUUUUCGUUGAUUAUUAAGUGGGCAAUAAGAGACAUCAUCAUAAUUCAAUUGUAAAUUUUAAUUGGUUUCAGCAUAAGUUCAAGAA